UUCGACGAGAGCUCAGACAAGCUCCCGCCUAGCAGCAGCCCCCUACGUUCUUCUGCUUCGUUACCUCUCCGCUUCUGCCCCGUGCAUCUUCUCCUCCCUCAUCAUCCUCUCUCCAAGCGUUUCUUCGCAGUCGCGUCCACCACAUUCCCUCCGCCGUGCUUCGGACUCGAAGGUCCUGUGCAGAAGCAUCUCCGCCGUCGUCGCGCUCUGCGGCGGCGCGAAGUUCUUCCCCCGUCGAGCCUUUCGGUUUCUGCGACCAAGAGGUAUCACGAGGCCCUUUGCGUAUUCCUGGGUUGUAGAGAAUCCCUUAUGGGUCACUCGUCGUCAGCUUUUGGUUUAUGAUAUUUUCUUCCCGGUUGUAUCCUUGUUACCCAGCAAAGCGGGGUACUUUGGCGGAACUUUUAUCUCUAAUUCGUUACCCAAUCCAACGAAGGUGGUGGUGGGUGUGGAAUAGGAACCGGUGUCGUAAGUGGGCAUGCUGUGGAAGACGAGAUAAUUAUGGUUUUCGCUCUCAGACGAGACGAACCUCCGUGUUGAAAGCGUGGCCACAGUAUUGCAUGUCCCCAUUGCUAAAGCAAGUGGAUAGGCUGCAAAGAUCCUCGCUGUUGUCCUGCUCUGACCUCAUAACUCAAUGUCUCUCAUUAAAAUCUCUUCAUUAUACCAAAGCCAUCCAUGCGCAGUUGAUAAAAGUGGGACUUGCUCGCCACACGUUUCUGGGUAAUCGAUGUCUGGAUUUGUACGCGUGUUUUGGCACGACGAAGGAUGUCUUGAACCUGUUUGAUGAUAUCCCUCGCAAGAAUGUGAUAUCUUGGAAUAUUUGCUUGAAAGGGUUGCUGAAACACAGCGACAAUAGAAGGGCACGCGUAAUGUUCGAUGGAAUGCCGCAAAGGGAUGUUGUAAGUUGGAAUUCCAUGCUCGCGGGGUAUGCAUUUAAUGGGUUUGUUUAUUAUGCAUUGGAGCUGUUUUGGGAAAUGCAAACUGCUGGAGUUGAACCGAGCGAGUACACAUACUCCAUGGUGGCAUCGUUUGUGCAAUGUGCUAAUCAUGGCAGGCAAAUCCAUGCUAGAGUGAUCAGGAGUGGCAUGAAUGCACACAAUGUGGUGCUCGGAAAUUCUUUGAUUGGCAUGUAUGGGAAGCUUGGCCUUGUUGACUAUGCUCAUGCAGUAUUUAUGACGAUGGAAAACAUUAACAUCAUUUCUUGGAACUCGCUGAUUUCAGGGUUAUACAACUCAUGGCGAAGUCAAUGUGCACUGGAGCAGUUCACCACAAUGCGUCAUGUAGGACAAUCUCCAGAUGAGUUUACGGUUUCAUUGAUGCUCACAAUCUGUUGCAACUUGCAACAACUAGAGAAGGGUGAACAACUUUUCUGUUUGUCUACAAAGAUGGGCUUUCUUUCUAAUGCAAUAGUUGCAAGUGCCAUCAUUGAUCUAUUCUCCCAGUGCAACAGAUUGGAGGAUUCGGUUCAGUUCUUUGACAAAGUAGAUGAGUGGGAUAUAGCUUUGUGUAAUUCCAUGAUUUCGAGCUACAUUUGCCAUGACCAAUGGGAAGUUGCUCUAAAUCUUUUUCUUCUGGUCCUGAGGGAAGGCCUCAAGCCGACUGAGUUUACUUUGAGCAGUGUUCUGGGUGCUGUUUCUUUUCAUCUGGCAGAGCAGGGAAAUCAAUUGCAUUCCCUGGUUAUUAAGACAGGUUUGGAAUCAGAUGUUGUUCUUGCUAGUUCUCUUCUGGAUAUGUACAACAGAGUUGGCUUAGUAAACUCUUCCAUGAACGUCUUUCUUCACAUGGUUGCAAGGGAUUUGAUCUCUUGGAAUAGCAUGAUUGUGGGUUUGACUCGCAAUGGAAAGGUAAUUGAGGCACUAGGCUUAUUCGCGAAAUUGCUUCAAGUGGGUCUGCCACCAGAUAGAAUAACAUUAUAUGCAGUGUUGCAAGCCUGUAACUAUGGAGGAUUUUUCACUGAAGGAUUGGCAACAUUUUCAUGCAUGGAGGAAGCGUAUGCAAUAAUUCCUGGGGAAGAACAUUAUACCUGUGUCUUGAACUUGUUGACCCAAUAUGGAAAACUCCAGGAAAUUGUAGAUGUUGUAGAAACUAUGCCUUAUGAGCCCAAUUAUGGGAUGUGGGAAUUGAUGCUUCGGCUUUGUAGUUUGCAUGUGGACUUGGAACUCAUGGAAGAAGUUGUAGGAAAAAUGAUAGAAGUGGAGCCUCAGUCAUCAGCACCUUAUUUGGUCCUAGCUAGGGAAUAUGAAAUGAGGGGCAGAUGGGAGGGCAUAGUUCGAGUUAGGAUGGCAAUGAAAGAGGGGGGCGUCAGAAAGAAAGUAGGAUGUAGUUGGAUCGGCAUAAAUAAUCAUGUAUUCGCUUUCAGGGAAGACCAGUUACAAUAUCAUGGAGGUGAAGAUGUCUAUGUUGUUCUAAGUUUACUCGCGUGGGUGAUGGAAAGACAAGAUCCAUGGCAGGAUGGUUAUCUAGGUAAUGAAGAUUAUAUUGGUGCUUAACAUCUUUCACAUGGUCAAUUGUUUCAAUUUCAACCCAACGUGGCCAUGAAUGAUGCCUGCUUAUGUCUAGAGUGCCCUUUGGUAUUGUAUGCUGCAUUAAGCUCCAGGUUGAAAAGCUACAUCAAUAACUAGCUCCCUGGGAAUGGAAGUUCCAUUUGUUUUUGCCAUGACAGGUUGUGCUUUUGGUUUCCUGUUAGAUAUCAGUUUGAGGGUGUUUUUAGAAUUGCCAUGGAAUAGAAAGCUCUAGCUUGUUCUAGUAAGAUAGCAAGAAAGGUAUAGAAAGACAGGAUAAUUAAUUAACAAUAUUCUUUCUGUCAAGAUUUUAGUGUGGACACUGCAUUGUUCUUUUAUAGAUUUCAUGUUAUUUGUGUGAUUCCCAAAUCUUUUCUGUUAAUUCAAGCUUUCAUUAGAAAGUUAGGAAGUCAGAUUUUGGUUACUGUUGUUGCUGUCGUUGUGGUUGUUGUUGUUAUUUGUAUGUGGGAUAACUGUUAUGUUGAUAUCUCUCAGACCUUCAAAGGAAUAAAGGUAUAUAACUUAAACGAAAAAUAGCUUUUUCGACUGCAUUAGUACAUGAAAGAUGUCAAAGAUGGCAAGUUUACAAUCUGUACUUUUUUCCAUUUCCAAUUUAAUUUCUCUUUCAUCUUUUAAUGAGACAUUUCUCAAAGUCACAAUAAGGUAUAAAACCUAUUUGUGCAUUAUUUGAAUCAUUUGUCUGGGUCUUUUGUUGACUGAGUCUUUUUCUCUUUAAAUCGUUUCCUAAUCCAGUUAAAGGACAUGGGAGAUCUUACCUGUCCUGCUUGUUUAAAUGAUAUUCAUAUUCUCCUUUCAUCAUCUUUGAAAUUUAAAAUACUUAAUACCUGCGGAUUAUAUACCACUUCUUAUAUCCAUAGGGAUGCAGUAAUAGAGCUGCUGUUGCACCUUAUGCUCUAAUUUCCAAUCUUAUUGCUAAAUCAUGAAACAUUUCAGAAAUACUCGAAGGUUUUUUUACUUUUCUGUCCACUAAAAGUACCAUUACAUUGAAAUUUAUUCAUAUAAUCAGACAACCCAAACAACUUAUUCUGAACUUACAUGGAUGGCAUGCGUGGGAGCACUAACUUUAAGGAAAUCCUUGAUUUGGACCGAUUAGUUUCCUUCCUCUCAAUGGACAUAAUAUGCAUAACGCAUCUCCAAUAAAGAGAGGAAAAGCUGUGAGCACCCAUACCUUGCAUUUUCCUAGGGAAUACACUCGAAUUCCUAUACAAGUGAUGAUUUUUCAUGUCCUAGACAAAUAUCAGUUUAGGAACCAUGGUAUCCAGAUCUGGGGUUGUUUUAUUUUGGAAGGUUGAUUUUUGUAUGUCUGUUGCAGGUAUGUUUGAGCUUAUUCAAGCAGAUGAUCUGUUGUGACACUAUUCUUUCACAACUUGACUUGCAGUUGCUAGUGAUACAGAGGGAAUUAGAAAACUCCCUUGGUCAAAAUUGAUCUAUGGGGGAAGAAAAGUGUAUGAUGCACUUCAAUUCACCUAUCUGGCUUACUCAUGUCAAAUAAUCCGCAGCUGCGGGUGAAUAUUUGGAAAAGGAAUAUUUAACUAAAGAAAGUGUUGGAACUUUGAGAAAGGAAUAAAGCAACCGAAGAUCCCUGAACAAUUGCAAAACGUUCAAUCAGGUCCCUCAAUUGUUGUCCUUGUGCAAUUGCGUUAUAUACUUUUUUUUUGUUCAAGCUGGUCCUUCUGUUAAAAGUAUAAAUGGAGAUGCUGAUGUGGCUGUUAAACGUUGACAUGUCACGUUAUAUGGCAUCUUAUGUGGUAAUUGAAACCUAAAAUAUUGAUUUCAAGAUUUUAGAAAUACAGAAAUCUGGAAAAAAAGGAAAAUUCAAACAGAGGAGAAGCUGAGGACAGCGGUAGCUACAGUCGAGGCGGAAGCGGCACCGAUGCCACCCAUGCAUCGUUGGGGGCUGGCAUUCCUCACUGGGCUCAGGUGAAGUCGGCCAGAGUUGCUGCGACCUUGCCACUAGCGGCCCUUGUCACUCCGGCAGUGAUGGCUGCGGCCUUCGCUGAGAUCUGCAGCGAGGGGACAAACCUCACCCAGAUUUAGGGUGAGGGGCAUAGACCAUGUUGUCAAAGAAUAUUGAAGUGGCAGCAGUGCUCGACCUCAAGGUUGUGAAUGUUGCGAAGGUCAGGGACUUGGAGAGGCGCAAUUCUGUGGUAACCUGUGAAGAAGAUCAAAGAAUACAAUCUGGGGAUUCUAUGGAAGCUCGGUGAAUGAGUGUAGAGGUUAGCAAAGAAAUUGCAGGCAAAAGUAAAAGAUCUCCAAAAAAAAUUUCAAGAAUUAAUUUUUUAGGGCAGAACCAAUCCGUGCAAAAACGAAUGCAAACUCUCCAGGAUGCUGUUCAAAGCUACUUGAUGAAGACAGAUGCAUUUCGCCAGAAUGUUUUUUGUUUUUUUGAUUUUUUUUGUUAUAACAAUUUUGUAUGUUUUAAUUGCUAUUUAAGAUGCCACGUAAUGUCACAUCUGCAUUUGACAGCCAUGUCAGCAUCUCUGCCUAUAUUUUUUUGAAAGGACCAAUUUGAGCAGAAAAUAUAGUUUAAGGACCCAAUUGCAACAAAAAAGUUGAGAGACUUGAUUGAACAUUUUACAAUAGUUCAUGGACCUCCAGUGCCUCUAUCCCUUUGAGAAUUCGAUGAUUCCAGACCAAACCAUUGUUGCUGCUAAUUAAAGUUAUGUUUGAGAACUUCAUAGUGGAUGAUUGAGCUGGUAGAUGUAAGCUAUUGAUUCCAAUUAUAGAAAUUUCAAUUAGAGAAAUGUAUUAGUGUAUUCAAAACCUGUUUUGAUGAAUUAUUAAAAAAGAAUGAAGGCCUCUAUUUUUGUUUAAAAAAUGUCUCUUGAGGAGAACCUUUGUCAAACAAAGAAGCUUUAGAGCAAGUUACGUGUUUUAGUUUUCUUGGUUUCCCUUUUGAGUGUAACUAUAUUGGCUUUUGAUUUGACACAUUCUAACCAUCCUUCUCGUUUUGCAGCCAUUCGAUCUCCUCGUUUGAUUAGGAACCUGCAAACACGUUGGAUGAAGAUCUGCAAAAGCUGGGAUCUGGGGUUAACAACUAUGCUUUGACUUUGCUAAGCCAAUGCUUUUGUUCUGUGAAAACAUUGAUUAAGAUCUUGAAGUUCAAAAGCAGUCAAUUUACUGGCACGCGCUUAAGUGCAGGUGUUUGGUUAAAAAUUGAGUUACGAAGGUUCCCGGGAUCUAUCAGGCUCAGGUUUGUUGAAUGAAGAUCUCUCGAAUGAUAUGAUAUUCUCGGAGAUGGUUGUCAAAUGGAAGGUAAUGCCAAUGAAGCUUGUCGCUUGCUGAGCAGUGGGGACUUUGGACAGUGAUCGUUUCUAUGAUGAUGACCACAUCUCUAUUGAUGAUGACAAGCAGAUUGCAUUCACCGAGUGUUGACGAAUGGUUCGAGGUUCUACGUUGGCAUGUUAUAUGGGCGAAAAAUGGUAACACUUGUUAUGAUAUUAGUGCUGUCAUCAAGGAAGCAACGACUUUCAGAGACGAGCCUACUUUGAUUAACGUUAUCCCCUGCAAUGAGGGGUUUUGGUUUUUUUUUUUUUGGUAAGGUAUACAAUGAGGGGUUUUGUUGCACAUCCUUUACUCAAAGAAUUCCAAUUGUAAAUCAUUUGUUGUCCACUUAGAGACAAUAAUCUAUCUUUUAAUAGAUCAUGAUUCCAACUCUA
Syzygium oleosum is the source of this 6178-nucleotide messenger RNA. Its product is annotated as pentatricopeptide repeat-containing protein At1g43980, mitochondrial. Gene Ontology annotation, biological process: RNA modification. NCBI's taxonomy places the organism in Eukaryota, Viridiplantae, Streptophyta, Magnoliopsida, Myrtales, Myrtaceae. The transcript has 5 exons. Bases 339 to 2486 code for a protein of 715 amino acids. The record is from RefSeq and is a predicted model, not a curated record. Gene Ontology annotation, molecular function: RNA binding; protein binding.